Marchantia polymorpha subsp. ruderalis is the source of this 1588-nucleotide messenger RNA. The record is from the annotation of a GenBank genome assembly. NCBI's taxonomy places the organism in Eukaryota, Viridiplantae, Streptophyta, Marchantiopsida, Marchantiales, Marchantiaceae.
UUGAAAUGUGGUCUGUUGUCCAUGUCUACAGAGAUUGGGCGAGUACGUGUACGAGCUCCAGCACGAGGAUGAUCCGGAGGCCGUGAUCGUGUUCUUCCACGGCCUUUUGAUUCAGGAGACGGACAUGGGCCACGCUUUCUGGAGCACGUGGACGAAGCGAAAUACUCUCGAAUGCUGGCCCGUGACGAUGCUUCCGGAAUUUUUGCAAACGGGGGCGAAUCGUCCUGCUCGCCCUUUCAGAAUUCGUGUGCUCGCGGUCUCGUACGAGGGACGGACGAGCGUGCAUCCAGACAUCGGGACGGCCGGGACCGACAAGUACCUUCUCGCCGAGAGUUUAAUCCAUGAGCUCAUUCUGAGCCCUGGCUUAAUUCGAGGAUCGAAGGCGGUGGAGGACAAAGACGUCCCCGUCUUUCUGGUCGGCCACGACCUCGGAGGGAUCAUUAUUAAGAAUCUCGUCAUGCAAGUGGAGAGUAAAAUUCCCAACAAGAACGCCGAAGACGCCGAGAGAGAAAAACUGCAGAAUUUUCUCAGCAAUCUGAAAGCUGUGUUCUUCUACGCCACACCUCACAAUGGAUCGCAAGCCAUCGAGGACUUGGCACAGCAAAUCCCCGAAGAAUCACGCAAUCAGAUGCUCACUCUGAUGAGCGUUCUCGGUACUGAUAUGGCCAGAAUCAACUCAGAAUUCAGCACUUAUCGGUCCGGCAUUGGCGACAAUCUGAACCAUCCACGAUUCAAAACUUACGGCAUCGUUCCAACGAGUAAAACCAACCAGAGGGGUUUCGACAGGACGAUGGUCGUCCCGGAAGCAUCUGCUAGACAUGAUAUGGACAUAUAUUUCUCGGUUCGAGAUGCUGAUCACUUUCAGUUCCAUAGUCGCGAGGGAGGGCUUCCGGUCCCUCGAUGAAGAAGGAGACCAUCAAGAAAGUGUGCAGUUGACGGCCUGGGAGGAUCACGAGUUUUGAUUUAAAAACUAGAUUGCAAAACCUUCGAUGUCGGUUCCGUCGUAAACCCCAAGGGACGAUGGUAGACUCGAGACGAGGAUGUUUACCUCUAGAUGGAAAUGAAGAGAUAUUUGUCUGACAGAGCUUCCAGUAACAACUACUGCUCGUAAGGCACAAGAGCACAGGCAGCUCGAUUGAACUGUUUCUUUUGUUCGUGUUGCACUUCGUUUCACGUGUUCUGAUUCUCUGUAUUAUAGCUGGCAACCAAGAUAAAUAGGAUCAUGAUCAUCGUCGAGGGAGAUUUGUGAAAAUCCUCGGAAUGCCAGUGGCGAUUUUUCUCCUCGCAUCUCCUGAGUGAAAGCUGCAUGGGAUAAGCAUCAGGUCUUCUUCAACUUGGGCAAGCAACGUGCGAUGGAAUAAUAUAAGCCAUGGGGUUGGCGUGUAUGCGAGAGUCAUCUAUUCACUGUUAGGUACAGAAUAAUGGAGCACCCACUGCGACUUUCAGGCAGAAAGACUUUGAUGUCACACACCUGGAUUGUCAAUUUGCAUUGAGUCUCGAGGUGUUACCCGAUCUUUUGAUUUCUGUCCAUUAUGGUCAACAGUAAUCCAUGAAGUGGGUCCGCACUUAAUUUCACCCACAUCUCGGC